GACCGGAUUCUGGGAGGCAUCGACCUGACCAUGAUCCUCCCUCCUCUCACCUGCGGGUCGAACCAGCUCUCCCAUCCAGUGAAGGCCACACAGGAGGCAUGACAGAUGAGAAAUGUCCCCAGCUGGUGGACUACUUUGUGGUGGCGGGUCUGGACCCUGCUGGACCCUGGAAGUCCCUGGACGAAGACGGCCGGACCUCCUCCUUCCCUCCCUCCUCGUCUUCGGUGUCGGUCCGGGCAGGAGAGCCGGUGACGGACCUGGUGGUCAUCGCUCGGGGUCUCGGGGAGGAAGUACCAGAAGGUUUCACCUGCAUCGAGAAGACCCUGGGGGGUCACUCUGCCGAGCUGAGCGCCGGCCUCAUCAACAACCCGCACCUGUACCUGUGCUACCGGAGAGGGCGGGACAAACCGCCCAUACUGGACCUGGGGGUUCUAUAUGAGGGGAAGGAGCAGCUGAAACAGGGAUGGUACGUCAUCGAGACCACGCCCUACAGUCGCUCAGCCAGCUUGAGCUCUGGUGGCGCUCCCACGGCCCACCGGGUCUUCCUGACCUACCGCCGGGCUCUGGACUCACAGGGUCUGGAUACGCUGGGAGUCACUGACAUCGCCCUGCUGAUGCCUAGCAAGGGGGAGGUGGCACCGCACACCUUCUGUCGGGUCGACAAGAACCUCAACACUGGCAUGUGGGGUCCAGCUCUGCACGUGUGCUACAAGAGAGCCGUGGCCAGAACCAACGCCCUGGUGUUCGAAGCCAGUCUGAUCAGCCGGUACCCGGUGGAGGACCUGGAGGCGUUCCCUCUUCCCGAGUCGGUGCCGGUCUUCUGCCUGCCAAUGGGCGUCACCGUGGAGAGCUGGCCGCUGAACUCCAAGUACCAGCUGCCCAUUUUCUCCACCUUCGUCCUCACGUCCGCCUCCGGAGACAAGGUUUACGGAGCUGCCAUCCAGUUCUACGAGUCCUUCUCCAGGGAGCACCUGUCGGAGCGGCAGAACAUCCGGCUCGGCCUUCUCAGCGUGGUGGACCGGCGGCCCAUCACCGGCCGCAGUCUGCAUGCCAAGAAGAGCAUCUGCGUUCUCUCCCACUGGCCGUUCUUCACAGUCUUCCAGAAGUUCCUCACCUUUAUCUACAGAUACUCCAUCUCCGGGCCGCAUGUCCUGCCGCUCGAGAAACACAUCUCCAGUUUCAUGCACAACGUCCCGUUUCCUUCCCCUCAGCGUCCUCGGAUCCUCGUUCAGCUCUCACCCUAUGACAACUUGCUGCUCUGCCAGCCGGUCUCCUCGCCACUUCAAAUCAGCGGAGCAAGCUUCUUGAAGCUCCUGCAGAACCUGGGUCCAGGGAACGCCUGCACACUGCUGCUGGCCGUCCUCACCGAACACAAGCUCCUACUGCAUUCGCUGCGACCCGACGUCCUCACAUCCGUCAGCGAAGCCCUAGUCUCUAUGACCUUCCCCCUGCGCUGGCUCUGCCCCUACAUCCCUCUGUGCCCGCUGCAGAUGGCCGACGUGCUUCUGGCGCCGAUGCCCUUCAUCGUCGGCGUUCACUCCAGCUACUUCGACUUCUACGACCCGCCGCCAGAAGUCAUCUGCGUCGACCUGGACACCAACACCAUCUUCCAGUCUGAUGAUAAGAAGCAGUUGUCAUGGCGAUCGUUACCUAGGAAGCACGGAAAGAGUCUGUUCAGCACCCUGACCAACCUCCACAGGACCCUGGAGAAGAUUUGCAGUCCCGGCCAGGAGGAGGCGACCUUGGAGUUCCUGCUAACAGACUACGACCAGAUCUACAGGCGUCAGAAGCAGCUGGAGCUGGAGAUCCAGGAGGCCUUCCUCCGCUUCAUGAGCUGCCUGCUGCGAGGAUACCGGGCCUACCUGCUGCCCAUCACGCAGGCGCCGUCCGACACCACCACCGACUGCAGCUCCCUGUUCAACCUGCAGGGGUUCCUGAAGUCUCGCGAGCGAGCCCAGCAGAAGUUCUAUGUCCAGCUGACCAGGACUCAGAUGUUCACCCAGUUCAUCGAGGAAUGCUCGUUCGUCAGCGACCGACACGCCUGCCUGGAGUUCUUCGACGAAUGCGUCCAGAAGGUGGAUGUGGAGAAGCCAGAGGAGGUGAGGCUGGUGGAUCUGGAUGAGACCCACAGCGGAGAACACACCGUCUUCAUCAUGCCGCCUGAAGAGCCGCAGGAAGCUGAUGGCUCUGAGUGCGCCGCCCACUACAGUUAUGAGACAUUCCCUACGCUGAAACCAGAACUGUUUGACCGACCGCAGGACCCGCUCCGAGUCCCGGCCAAAGGAAGCGCCCCCAACAGCCCCGCCCCACGACGCACCAAACAGGAGAUCAAGCUGGCCCAGAAACGAGCUCAGAAGUACUCUGCGGUCCCAGACAUGUGGUCCAAGUGCUUGUUGGGUCACUGUUACGGCCUCUGGUUCAUCUACCUUCCCACCUUCGUCCGGGCCGAGAGCUCCAAGGUCCGGGCCCUUCACACGGCCUACAACGUCCUCAAGCACAUGGAGACCCGGAAGGUGGUGCUGCCAGAUGAGGUGUGUUACCGCAUCCUGAUGCAGCUGUGCGGUCAGUACGGUCAGCCGGUCCUCGCCGUCAGAGUCCUGCUGGAGAUGAAGAAGGCUGGAAUCACUCCCAACACCAUUACCUACGGAUACUACAACAAGGCCGUUCUGGAGUGUAAGUGGCCAUCGACCAAUCAGGGUGGUCGUCUUCGCUGGGCUAAGCUAAGGAACGUCCUAUUGGCUGUGUCCCAGUUCAGACAGCCAAUCAAACGACGGCGGAAGAGCGGUUCUGUGGGCUCCAGAGGAGAAGCCAUGAUAGAACCGGGCCAGAAGCCCCGCCCACAGUCCGCUCUGAUUCGUCAGUCUAGCUGGAGCGGCCUGAAUGAAAGCUCCAGUCACGAGUCUCUGAGCGGGUCGCUGGUAAAGAGCUGCAGCCUGAGCAGCAUGAAGACGCCUGGCAACAAGAUCAAAGCUUGUAAGAAGUCGUCCCUCCUCCACGGUUCAGGGACGGAUGGGGACGCCGUUCUCCGUAAACCGCAGCUGGGUCGUAGAGAGGCAUCUGCUCCACCUGCAGCGCCCUCUGUAGGAGCGGUGGUGCGGCGCAGUGACGUCUGCCUCUCCACCUUCUACGCUGAGUGUGUGGAGUCGGAGCUGGACUCCAGUGGCGAUCCAGAGGAGAGAUACAGCAGGUCUGACAGAACAAGACGUUCUAGUGACAGAAACAAGGACGGCGUCGUAGAUGAGAAUUCCAACCACGUCGCGUCUCCGAGCCGAGCCGGUCUGGCAGGAAAACUGCAGCAGCUUAUAACACCAACCAGACACAGAGGGUCGGUAAGGCGAGCCGCCAGCGUUGAAAACCGCCGGUCAGGAAGAGGAGGAAGAGACGACGGAGGUAUUGGCCAGAGAGCGUCGGAUCAGAGGCAGUCCAAGAAAUCCCAAAUGGCUGAAUCUCUCCUGAGGGCAAAGGAGCGGCUGGUGAACGCCACCUCUGAGAGCUCGCUGUCUGUAGGAAGUGACCUGGACCUUACAGAGACGCCAACCUCUUCAUAUCCUCUGCGCAGGUCGUGGGACGCCAACCAGGAGGGGGCUGGGAUGGAGGUUCUGAUGUCCAGCUGCUCGCUGUGCCGCAGCUGCAAUUCGCUGGUUUACGACGAGGAGAUCAUGGCGGGCUGGACCUCUGAUGACUCCAACCUGAACUCAGCCUGCCCGUUCUGCGGCGCCUCCUUCGUCCCGUUCCUGAACGCAGAAUUCUGCGACCUGGGACCCGUCAGCAGUGCGGAGCGUUGUAACAUGAACCUGGAGGACGAGGUGGAGAGUGCUGUGAGGCCCCCUGGUGGUCAUGAGGGUUCUCUGCGACCUCACUGUAACGGACUGAGCGACGACUCCAGCUCUGAAACCAGCACCUACUCUGAGACCAGCAAGGCCACCACGGUGUCAUCGGUGGGAGCGACUCCUCAGGUGACGGUGGCCUAUCUGAGUCCUCUGGUUCUGAGAAAGGAGCUGGAGAGUCUGCUGGAGAACGAGGGCGAGUCGGUUCUGGCCCAGCCGCAGUUCCUGGACAGCCACUCCAUCAUCUUCUGGAAUCUGUUCUGGUUCUUCCAGCGACUCGGCUUGCCCAGUAACCUUUUGGAGCUGGUGCGCAGCUCACCGCUGCUCAGCCAGUUCACACAGUCAGAGAACUGUGCAGUGAGGGUCCGGCUCCUCUGGGACACCCUGAGCCCCGACACAGACCAGUGGCCUCCGCUCUAUGUCCUCUGGAGGAUCCACAGUGGCGUCCAAAUGAGAAGCUACAGCUGGAGGCGACACAACCACCCGUUCACCCUGUCCUUCCUGGAGGAGGUGCUUCGCUGGGUGGGCAUGAACGAGGUGCACAAGGCCAUCACGCUCUUCUUGGACACCCUGGAGAAACAGCCAGGGUCUCCACAGAUCCAGAGAAGUCUCUACAGAGAGUUCCUGUUUCUGACUAUGGCAGCGAUGGGGAAAGACCACAUAGUUGCUUUUGAUAAGAAGUACAAGGCGGCGUACCUGCGCCUCGGCAGUUCUCUGGGUCGGGAUGAGCUCCGCAGGAAGAAGGUUCAGCCUCCUGGUACCAAAGCCAUCGACUGCAGAAGAAGCUUCCACCCGCCGCUGGAGUGCUGAGGGUUCCCUACCCUGGGAGAGGGGACAGUGGCAGACCCAACCCCGCAGCCUCCACCUGCUUCACCUCUCUGCUGCCUCCUGGUGGAGGCCAGAGUAACGUGCGCCUUCCUUUCAUCCUCAGCAGGUCCAGAAGCGGUCGAAGAAAUCGGAUCGGAGUGUAAACCGAUCUCGGAUCGGUUCUACAGAGGAUGGAAGACGUGUUUGCACGAGAGCAGGGAUCAGCUGCAUCCCGGAUCUGAACUGGAGGUGCUGUCUUCCUGAACUGGAGUUCUAAUGGGACGUUUGUUUUCCCUACAGGGAGACUUUAAGGACUUUAUUGUCGAAACUCCUCAGAACCUGUUUGAUAAGUGCGGAGUUUGUUUGGAUCGGCUGCUACAUUUUUUCCAUGAAUCUAUAUUUAGUGAUGUUUCCUGUGAAUUUUCUCCAGAGAGAUUCUUCGGUCUCUAAACAUCAACGCUUCCAGUCCUCCAGAGUUUUAGUUCCUGUCGUGGAUGCAGUUUGAGCAGCUGAUCACAGAACAUCUGUAAUUUCCUUUUGGGCUCCGUUCAGCUCAGAUAGAACAGAACCGGAUCGGCCGCCUGAUAGGCUGCAGUGAUACGCAGACUGAGAAGUGUUGUUCUCCUUCUCCAUUAGAGCCAAUCACUGGAAAAUUCCCAAAAGAAAAUGUAAAAUAUUGGAGCGAUUGGUUGGUUGAAUACAAGCCAGAACCCAGAAAAGGCUUUGAGUUUUUAUUAACGAGUGAGGAAGAAUAACAUGCUGGUUCUGAACUCGCUUAUCUGUUUAUUUUUAACUUUAAGACCAGAACUUUGACUUCAGAACAAAAAUGUAUCCAUAAAUUAUUCCUUGUUACUCCGGGUCGUCCGGAUCCAAACCCGAGCUGCAGGCUGAGCAUCGGAUCGGUCUCAUUCGACUUAGACUUUAGCUCCUGACCCGGUUCCUGUCGGGGAAGAUCAGGUCUGGUUUCACUGGGGGUUAAAAAUGGCUCCGGCUGUUAGGAAUGAACGAUAUGAUGGGGAUGAGAAGUUCCAGAUGAUUCUGAUUACUGAAUGAUUUCCCAGGAAGGAUCCGGUUCUGCUUCAGCCG
Cyprinodon tularosa is the source of this 5720-nucleotide messenger RNA. Its product is annotated as DENN domain-containing protein 4B-like. The record is from RefSeq and is a predicted model, not a curated record. Gene Ontology annotation, biological process: regulation of Rab protein signal transduction. Gene Ontology annotation, cellular component: cytoplasmic vesicle. Gene Ontology annotation, molecular function: protein binding. The coding region runs from base 99 to 4637 and encodes 1512 amino acids. NCBI's taxonomy places the organism in Eukaryota, Metazoa, Chordata, Actinopteri, Cyprinodontiformes, Cyprinodontidae. The transcript is spliced from 29 exons.